Molecule: messenger RNA, 237 nt
Organism: Blepharisma stoltei
Lineage: Eukaryota; Ciliophora; Heterotrichea; Heterotrichida; Blepharismidae
Source: the annotation of a GenBank genome assembly
AUGAACUUACUAUUUAGCGAAAUCUUGCUUAAUGUUAGAAAUUUAAAAAAUUUUAUAUAUGAGCCACAGAAAUCUGAAAAUAUUGAUAUAAAGGAUCAAAUUCCGGCUAGUUUUGGCCAACUAAUGGCAUUGCAGCUUUCGUUUGGGUCAACUCGGAACCCUCUACUAUCUUGUUUCUUACUGUCAGGAUGCUUGCUUCAGCAGAGCUACUGCCAGUCACACGAACUUUCCUUCUAA